AAACUGAGAACUGAGCUUCUCGCAAACUCCCAUUGGCACCACUCACCAACGACUUCGAUGUUGCAUCGUCUUCGACAACAGUUCUGGUGGCCUUCUAUGAAGAGAGACGCUAGGCGUUUCACAGAGCUAUGUAUAACCUGUCGGAAGGAGAGACUACGACUC
Perkinsus marinus ATCC 50983 is the source of this 162-nucleotide messenger RNA. RefSeq lists its product as hypothetical. Lineage: Eukaryota; Perkinsozoa; Perkinsida; Perkinsidae. The transcript has a single exon. The annotation marks the transcript as partial. The record is from RefSeq and is a predicted model, not a curated record.